AGUUGUCAUCAGUUACUGUUAUAACAAACAUGAUUCGUCUGCAAUGUAACAACACAGCAAAUGAAUGGCAGCAUGCUGUUGUUAAAAUCACCUGAAGGCAACAUUUUUGCGUCUGUCGUCAUCAGCGAAGCUUCGUCUGACGAUAUUCAGUAUUCACACAGAUGCCGUGCACGAAUGUAUUUAUCUUUUGAGGGGAGAUGUCUGCUCUUCCUUCAGAGAUGGAGUCUCAGAAUUCAACCCUGAUCUGCAUCAUAUGCCUGGAGCGUUUCCGGAUCCCUGUAACCAUCCCCUGCGGUCACACCUUCUGUCAAAGGUGCAUCACCAUUCACUGGGACACCAAGAGCAAGUCUGAUAUCGGACCUAGGUGCCCAAUCUGCAAUGAGGAGUUCCCCACCAGGCCCAUUCUCAAGCGCAACGUGUCCAUGUCAGUCCUGACUGAGGCUGCCAACAGCACCGGCCCCUCCUGUAGAGAGUCGCUCAUGAGGGGAAGCGAAGGGGUGAGACCCAUGCUGCUGUGUGAUCGCCAUAAAAAGCCUUUGGUUUACUACUGCAGGCAGGACAAAAUGUCUGUGUGCUGCGAGUGUGGCAUCUCUGAAUGCGUGAACCAUGAGAAGGUCUUGUUGGAGGCAGAAAGGGAAAGCCAAGAGCUGCUGCUGCAAAGGAAGAGUAAGGAGGUGGAGAAACUCACCGAAGAGACACAGAAAAGUAUUGCUGACUUGGCUGAGAAUAUCAGUCAAGCUAAGGUGACUCUUCAGCAGACUUCCACCUGGGUCAGUGUCAAGUUCUCCUCCCUGAUUAAAAUACUGGCUGAGAAGCAGGAGGCUACAGAGCAGUUCGUUGAGGAGCAGAGAGAAGCUGCCAUCACCGAGGCGGAGGCUCGGCUAACUGAACUCGAGGAGCGCGCCAAGAUACUCCUAGAGAGCCAGGGACAGAUAGCAGCCGUACAUAACCUCUCUGAUACAGAUCUCAUCAAGGAAUCAAUGGUCCUAGAAGUUCCACGUUUCAAAGAGAUUCCCACAGAUGUAACGCCAAACCUUCAAGAACAAUUAAACAGCGUCACAGAUGUCCUGUCCCGAGUCUCUAAGCUGGUGUUUGAGGACUUAGAGAAAGCUGUGAGCGUUGCCGUGGGUCCGGACAAAGAUGGUUCUCCUCAGGAGAAGAGGCCCGUGCUAGCUGUGGUUCCCAGUCCAGCCGCUCCGUGCCACCCGGGUGGGAAGGAGGGCCUCAAUGCUUAUCGGUGUUCUCUGACCUUUGACCCCCGCACGGCCAACGGGCACCUGUUUCUGUCCCAGGAGAACCGGAGGGCGGAGCACCUGACCUCCGGGCCGCGCCCCGUCCCGGCUCAUGAGGCGCGCUUCGAUCACACGUGGCAGGUGCUCUGCUUUCAGGGCUUCAGUCAUGGACAGCACUACUGGGAGCUGGAGGUGUCCAAGCCCUGGGCCUACCUCGGGGUAACCUACGAGACCAUCCCCAGGAAGGAGAAGGGCAAGAGGUGCAUGGUGGGUAUGAACGAGCUGUCCUGGAGCCUGCAGCUGGACGAGCAUCAGCUGAGUGCCUGGCACAACGGCCGGCGGGAGAUCCUGGCCGGCCACUCGCAGCACAGCCGCAUCGGCAUGCUGCUGGACUACGAGGCGGGGACCCUGACCUACUACGGAGACGGGCAGACCAGGCUGCACGCCUUCCACUGUGCCUUCAGCCGGGAGCUGUUCCCCGCCUCCUGGAUAGGAGAGGGGGUAAGCGUCACCCUCUGCUCCACAUGAGCUGACUCAUGAAGGGAAGUGGAGAAGGGAGCUCAGUAACAAGAAGCACUAUCAAACAAAGGCACUAGCUGACUCAGCAUAGAGGAUCCCCCUCAAACAUUUAGGAGGUUUUUACAUUUU
Molecule: messenger RNA, 1880 nt
Organism: Anoplopoma fimbria (sablefish)
Lineage: Eukaryota; Metazoa; Chordata; Actinopteri; Perciformes; Anoplopomatidae
Gene: trim65
Product: tripartite motif containing 65
Exons: 9
Coding region: 198-1760 (520 amino acids)
Molecular function (GO): zinc ion binding; protein binding
Source: RefSeq, a predicted model, not a curated record